AUGGUCUACAUACGCCAGCGCAACCUCGCCAAACUCCACGAGUACAAAUACUCGGCGGUGGACAAGUCUCUCACCUCGAAAUAUAUCCUCAAGCCAUUCUAUACCCAUGUGGUCAUAAAACUUUUCCCAAUGUCCAUGGCACCGAACCUUAUCACCUUGACCGGUUUCGGCUUCGUGGUGAUCAACAUUUUGACGAUGCUGUGGUAUAAUCCCAGUCUGGACACGGAUUGCCCUCCCUGGGUAUAUCUGUCCUGGGCCAUCGGUCUUUUCUUGUACCAGACUUUCGACGCAGUGGACGGAUCACAGGCUCGGAGAACACAUCAGAGUGGUCCAUUGGGCGAACUCUUUGAUCACGGAGUGGACGCUUGCAACACCAGUCUCGGGGUCCUUAUUUUUGCAGCCGCAAUGAACCUCGGCCAGUCCUGGAAAACCGUUCUCACACUCUUCGGUACCGUCCUCACCUUCUAUGUUCAGACCUGGGAAGAAUACUACACUCAUACCUUAACAUUGGGUAUCGUCAAUGGUCCGGUCGAAGGAGUUUUGACUCUGGUCACGGUUUACUUCCUCACUUGGCUGAAAGGAGGCGCCAGUUACUGGCAGCAGCCUAUGCUGCCAAGCCUGGGGUUUCCCAAGAGUGCUUUGAUACCUGACUCCCUCUAUCAACUGGCCUGGAAUGAAUGGUAUAUGGUGUACGGGGGAUUGGUCCUCGUCUUCAACACUGUCAGCAGUGUCUUGAGUGUCAUGAAUGUCCGCCGUGAAAGGGGCAAGGACCCGAUCAAGCCACUUUUCGGGCUGCUACCCAUCACCGUCACCUGGAUCCUCAUUCCCAUCUAUCUGUGGUUGAACCCCGUGAUCCUGCACCAUCACCUUGUCCCCUUUGUCUGGUUUGCCGGUCUCGUCAACGCUUAUUCUGUCGGGCAAAUGAUUGUGGCCCAUCUGGUCAAAGACAAAUUCCCUUACAAGAACAUCUUGAUCGUGCCAUUGGCUUGGGCUGUGGUUGACAGUCUAGGCCCACAACUGGGGCUGUGGCCGAGUGCCCUUGGUGGCGACAUCUACCAAGUGGCCUUCGUGUUCCUUGCCCUGGGACUUGCCUUGGGGGUAUAUGGCAGCUUUGUCCAUGAUGUGAUCACCACAAUCUGUGACUACUUGGACAUCUGGUGCUUGACCAUCAAGCAUCCGUACGUGGAAGACAAACAGAACGGAGAGGUGAAGAAAUCGAAAUGA
Capronia epimyces CBS 606.96 is the source of this 1224-nucleotide messenger RNA. Its product is annotated as ethanolaminephosphotransferase. Gene Ontology annotation, cellular component: membrane. The record is from RefSeq and is a predicted model, not a curated record. Gene Ontology annotation, biological process: phospholipid biosynthetic process. Lineage: Eukaryota; Fungi; Ascomycota; Eurotiomycetes; Chaetothyriales; Herpotrichiellaceae. The transcript is spliced from 4 exons. Gene Ontology annotation, molecular function: phosphotransferase activity, for other substituted phosphate groups. Bases 1 to 1224 code for a protein of 407 amino acids.